Messenger RNA from Cicer arietinum (chickpea), 1675 nucleotides. RefSeq lists its product as uncharacterized. The record is from RefSeq and is a predicted model, not a curated record. NCBI's taxonomy places the organism in Eukaryota, Viridiplantae, Streptophyta, Magnoliopsida, Fabales, Fabaceae.
CGUUUCUUCGCCCUUAGCGAGAGACAGUUGCCUCAUCCCACUAUCAAUCAAAAAGCAAUUUGAUGACGUAACAUCAAAUCUAUCAUUAUCAUCAACACACUCUCUUGCAAAUUCUAAUUUCUUGCAAAAAUCCAGGGGGGACAAUUUGGCCGCAUAUAAGAAUAUAAGAUUCUUUUCCAAGGAAAAGGUAUCUUGCAUAGUCAAUGAGUGCAUACCCAAAAAGAUAUAGAAUACUAUGGGAACUUCCAUAAGAAGUGGAAAUAUUAAAAAACCCAAUGAAUCAAUGAAGCUCAUGAUAGCAACCUUUGCUGGAAUUUUUUUUGGCUUCUUUCUAGGAGUAUCAUUUCCAAAACUAUCAUUAACUAAGGUGAAUCUUCCAUUAAGCCUUUUUCCAUCCGUUGAUCUCACAUAUAUUGAAGAAAAGUACUCCAAAAUUGAAACCAACUCUAUAUGGGAUGCUUGGGCUUCCUUUAGAGGUGAUACAAACAUGUUCAAUCAGCUUCACAAAUUAAAUGAGAAGACAAAAAUUUGGGUUCCUACAAAUCCUCGAGGAGCUGAAAGACUACCCCCUAGAAUUGUCGAAACUCAAUCAGAUUUUUAUCUUCGUCGGCUAUGGGGUCUACCACAUCAGGACCUAAGUAUCAAACCAAAGUAUCUUGUAACAUUUACUGUCGGGUAUGACCAGAGAGACAACAUUGAUGCUGCAAUGAAAAAGUUCUCUGAGAACUUCACUAUUGUGUUAUUCCACUAUGAUGGUCGAGCUAGUGAGUGGAAUAAGUUUGAGUGGUCAAAGAAAGCAAUUCAUAUAAGUGCUAGAAAGCAAACUAAAUGGUGGUAUGCUAAACGCUUUCUACAUCCUGACAUUGUGGCUCCCUAUGAUUACGUUUUCCUUUGGGAUGAGGAUUUAGGCACGGAGCAUUUUGAUGCAGAGGAGUACUUGGAAAUGGUAAGGAAGCAUGGUUUGCAGAUCUCACAGCCUGGUCUAGACCCAAGUAGUAGUAGUUUUACAUGGCAAAUGACAAGGAAAAGGGAUGGCGUUGAAGUCCAUAAGAUGACGGAGGCGAGAAUUUAUUUUUGCAUGAUUUUUAAAAUACUCAGAUUUGUUGAGAUCAUGGCUCCUGUAUUUUCCAAAGAUGCGUGGCGUUGUGUAUGGCAUAUGAUACAGAAUGACCUAAUUCAUGGAUGGGGUCUUGAUUUUGCUCUCAGAAAAUGUGUAGAGUCUCCUCAUGAGAAAAUAGGAGUUGUUGAUAGUCAAUGGAUUGUUCACAAAAGUAUUCCCUCACUUGGAAGCCAGGGGAAAGCGGAGGGUGGAAGGUCACCGUGGGAAGGGGUGAGAGAUAGGUGUAGCAAAGAAUGGGCAAUGUUUAAAGAGCGUAUGGCGAAUGCAGAGAAAGAUUAUUUUCAAAGAGGACAUACUCCCCUUAAUUCCACCGGUACAUAGAUCAUUAUUAGGACAUGAUUAUGAAAUUUUUUUUUUGAUAUAUUCUAACUAGCAUUAACAAUUAUCGCCAGAGUAGACUCUUUGUUCAAGAAUAGACAGUAAGAAAAUUGUUAUUUUUUUCUUUGUUUUUCAACCAAAAUAAAACGACUACAAUUUUUGUUAUGUAUAAAUAAAGAAAAGCUAGAGCAAAAUCAAUCCAAAGAAAACAAUUAAGAAGUGAGAAAAACUACUCUC